AGCCCCUUAAGGUUUUCAAUUCGCUCCCCCCUUUCGGUUCCUGAGGUGACCUGAGUCUCAAACUUGGCAUUGGCUCUUCACUAAUACUCUACAACACAGAAGGCGAAUCCAACAUGUUCUACAGGGGUGAUGGCCGUGAAAUGGGAGCAAAACGUCAGCGGCUUGACCACCGCAUUGACCACCGAAUUGACCACCGGCUUGACCAGGGAUCUUCAUUCUAUGCAAGUUCCCCUGGUUCAAGUUAUAUGUUCAAUCCAACUCCCUCUGCAUUUGUGGGACAACCUCCGCCUUUUCCUGUUGUCAAACUUCGUGGUCUACCAUUUGAUUGCACGGAAGCGGAUGUUGCUGAGUUCUUCAAUGGUCUUGACAUUGUUGAUAUUCUCUUUGUUCACAAGAAUAGCAAGGUCACAGGGGAAGCUUAUUGUGUUCUGGGAUAUCCCCUUCAGGUUGAUUUUGCCCUUCAAAGGAAUAGGCAGAACAUGGGCAGGAGAUAUGUUGAGGUGUUCAGAAGUAAGAGGCAGGAAUAUUACAAGGCAAUAGCAAAUGAAGUUGCCGAUUCUCGUGGUUCUCCUCCUCGCAGAAAUGCCCCAAGGGCUAAAUCUUAUGAUGAAGGGAAGGACUCAGCAGAACAUACAGGGGUAUUGCGGUUGAGGGGGUUACCAUUUUCAGCUGGCAAGGAUGAUAUAAUAGAUUUUUUCAAGGAUUUUGUGUUGUCAGAGGACUCGAUUCAUUUCACAAUGAAUUCGGAAGGGAGGCCAACUGGGGAAGCAUUUGUGGAGUUUGCAAGUGCAGAAGAUUCCAAAGCUGCCAUGGCUAAGGAUAGGAUGACUCUUGGAAGUCGAUAUAUAGAGCUGUUUCCCUCAUCACAUGAGGAGUUGGAUGAAGCAAUUUCAAAAGGACGAUGAUUCCUUCCUGAAUAUUUGCCUUCAUUCGCUCAGCUGUACUUGUUUUGAUGUUCUUAAAACAUCUGGAACUCUGCUCAUCUAUGUUCUUAAAAAAGUUUUCCCAAUUAUGCUAAUUUGUUUUGCCUAUGUUGCUUCAAGUAAAUACAUUGGUCCUUGGAAUUGACGACAUUUAGUCCAAUUCAUUUCUAGAUUC
Molecule: messenger RNA, 1098 nt
Organism: Fragaria vesca subsp. vesca
Lineage: Eukaryota; Viridiplantae; Streptophyta; Magnoliopsida; Rosales; Rosaceae
Product: heterogeneous nuclear ribonucleoprotein F-like
Exons: 2
Coding region: 114-905 (263 amino acids)
Cellular component (GO): ribonucleoprotein complex
Molecular function (GO): RNA binding
Source: RefSeq, a predicted model, not a curated record